Messenger RNA from Populus nigra (black poplar), 707 nucleotides. RefSeq names its product mediator of RNA polymerase II transcription subunit 15a-like. The transcript has 3 exons. Bases 183 to 488 code for a protein of 101 amino acids. Lineage: Eukaryota; Viridiplantae; Streptophyta; Magnoliopsida; Malpighiales; Salicaceae. The record is from RefSeq and is a predicted model, not a curated record.
GUUUCAUUUGUCUUCCUUGUUCAGUGCCUUGUUUUUUUCUGUGACAUGGUUUUCCCUUUUGCCUUUUAUCUUGAACAACAUCCCAUAGUAUGCCCCCUGAAGUUCAGAAUCAAGGAUUGUUUCUCCCUAUCCUAUAGUCCACUGAUCAGUCUCAAGCACGUCAGCAGUUGGUAUCACAGAACAUGCAGAAUUGCAUGGCAUCUAAUGGAGUUCAAAGUUAUGCUGGUUUACAAGCGGCACUGCCUCCUGUCUCUGGUGUAACCCAGACUAUCCCCAACACUGUUGUCCAGAAUCCUAACAUGCAGAGUAUCCCUGGUGUUUCACAGAACUCAGUGGGGAAUUCAAUGGGACAAGGGAUUCCCUCCACUAUGUUUGUCAAUUCUCAGAGACAAAUGCUAGCAUCCCUAGAUUCUACAGCACAGACUGGACAUGCAAAAGGCGCUGAUUGGCAAGAGGAGAUCUAUCAGAAGGAGACCAAUAUUUGCUGAGCAAUUCUAUAAUGAAAAGUUGGUGACUGAUGUUUUAAAAACUGGAGUUAAGGAAUGGCUUAGAGUGCAUGGAGAUCAUGUUAAAAGUGAAGCUGUAGAGAAGGCAAUAACUCAAAUUAUGAUGGGUGAAGAAGCAGAGGAAAUGAGUAGUAGAGCAAAGUUGGUGAUCUUCUUGCUCCGAUUUCAAUGCUUUGAUUGAAUAACUGAGGUGGGCUCGCG